This is a messenger RNA of Scomber japonicus (chub mackerel), 4053 nucleotides long. RefSeq names its product microtubule-associated protein 1S-like. Gene Ontology annotation, molecular function: actin binding; microtubule binding. Lineage: Eukaryota; Metazoa; Chordata; Actinopteri; Scombriformes; Scombridae. The transcript is spliced from 10 exons. Gene Ontology annotation, biological process: regulation of microtubule depolymerization; microtubule cytoskeleton organization; axonogenesis. Bases 1 to 4053 code for a protein of 1350 amino acids. Gene Ontology annotation, cellular component: dendrite; neuronal cell body; cytosol. The record is from RefSeq and is a predicted model, not a curated record.
AUGGCGUCCAGCCGGGUGCUGGAGAGGGAGGUCCAGGAGGAGCCGAGGCGCGCUGCGACCGCAAACCUCGACUUCUGGCCCCACAAAUACUCCUUGCUCAUCAUUAUAGGACGGACGGCACACCUCACACAGACCGGACACAUCAGCGCGGAUAUUGUACGAGGUAUUCAGUCAUGGGACGUGGACUUAAAAUCCUGUAACCUAAACCUCUACCUCCAAGAAUUUCUCUCCCACCACACGGCAGCAUUCAAGGGUGCAGGGCAGAAGUGUCUGCGUCACAGUACCAAAGUGUUGGACACUCAGGUGCUGAUCAGUCCGUCCCAGGAACAGGUUCACUCUGAGGUGUUUGCUCUGCUGUCCAGGGAGUCGGCUCAUAAGCUUUUGAUCUUGGCUGGCCAGAGCGUAGAGGAAAGUGGAAAUCUUCUGUUUCACCGAGGACUGUUCUCACCAAACCAUCUGAAACAAAUACUAACAGAGCAGUUCAUAGAUCAAGAAAACGCUGCCUCCUCAAAGUUCGGCCUGACUCUCAGCUGCCCCAACAUCGGCCAGUGGAGGAAGACUCUCUUGGGAAACCAGCCUCUGCAGGGUCCUUUUACGCUCCACAUCAAUCCCCCAGAGGUACUGCCUGCCAUGGAGGCCCUGGGGGAAUUCACCUCCCUAAUCUCUGGCACCCUUUGCCCACAAUCCCCCUUCGAGCUCCUGCCUCCUCCUACCACCGUGGGUUUCCUCAAGCUCUCCCGGCCCUGCUGCUACGUGUUCCCUGCCGGCCGAGGUGACUGUGCCUUCUUCGCCGUUAAUGGGUUCACGAUGCUGAUGGAUGGUGGUUCAGACUGUCAGGCAUGUUUCUGGAAGCUGGUCCGCCACCUCGACCGAGUGGAUGCAAUUUUGUUGUCACACAUUGGGACAGAGAACCUUCCUGGGGUCAACACCUUCUUGGAGAGGAAGGUGGCUGAGUUGGAGUUGGUGUCUGAUGUCAAAGGUAAGAAGAAACAUGAUGUUGAUAAUCCUGUUACUGAUAGGCUGAUCUCCCCAGAGCUUGGAGUUGUGUUCUUUAAUGCCCCCAGCAGGUUGCAGGGGGAACAGCAACCCUGUGACACACAGCAGGCGGCGCUAACCCUGCAGUUGUUAAAGAAGUUAGACAUCAGACCGCAGCCAUUGUCUCGACCACAAGGAGCCCCCAUUGAGCCUCUAACCCUGUUCCAAAAGAUGGGAGUGGGACAGUUGGAUUUAUACAUCCUCAACCCUGGAAAAAACAGCCAGGAGUACCAGACAUUCAUGCAAAACUGGCCAGACACAGUGUCAUCAGCAUCUAAAUCCAAUAAUCUUCCCCUCACAGCCUUCACCUCAGUGUCUGCAUUGCUCGUUUGGCACCCAGCGUGCCCCCAGGAGAAGGUGGUCAGGGUGCUGUUCCCUGGUGUUACCCCACAGGCGAAACUGCUGCAGGGGCUUGAGAAGCUGAAGAGCCUGGCCUUCCUCCAGAAACCCACUGUGACUACUGGGGAUCUGGAGAAGCUGGGGGAAGAUAGAAAGGCCAAAAGGACAGAGAGCCUGGACAGUAGCAGGUCACUAGGGAAAGAGGCAACCACCAAACAAGGAAAAGAACGAGGAGUUAGAGAAGAGGGAAAGGAGGUGCUGGUGAAAGAAAAGGGAAAAGUUUUCAAUGGAGUUGAUUCAAGAGAUUUUGAUAAAACCAAAAUCAAAGAGACAGGCAUGAAGCAAAAAGCAGCAUUGUCAGAGAAGAAUACUUUAAAGAAAGGAAGUGGCAAGGAUGAAAAAAAGGAGGGGAAGACUAGCAACAGAGAGGAUAAUAGUGUUAUGAGAAAUGAUAUGGGGAAAAAGGAUCCUCUCCCUUCCAAACCAAAGAAUGAAAAUAAAACUAAACUCAAAAAGGACGCAAAAAAUGACUCUAAAACAGGGACGAAGAAAAUAAAGAAACCACAUGGAAAGGAGGUAAAUGAUGGCAAGAAGGCACAUGUGAAAACAGAAUCACCAAAUAACUCAGCAAAACCAGAUGCUGGCACUGCGUUAGAAAUCCCAGAACCAGAGGACCUUGAUAGGGUAAAGCAGAAUCAAAACCCCUGCGGUUCCAAAAUGUCUACCCCUGAGGAUAUGACAGCUGAUUUUCUCAGGCUGCAGGAGGAAACAGAAAGAGAAAAGACACAGGUGGAAACAGCAGAUAAAGAAAUGCAGAAAAGCAGUGAGUCAGGAAAUGAAGAAAGCCUGGAAGGUUUGAGCAAAGAAAGAAGCAAUGAGGCUGCUGAUACAGUAGCUAAUGAAGCAGCAGGUAGUGCAGAGAUAACUGGAGGGGAGAGUGGUGAUAAUGGAGUGCAAGAGAGUGGAGAGGAAGCUGUAAAUGCUACCAAACCAGCAAAGGUUGUAGGCUUUCCAUCUCCUUUGAACAAGGCACCAAAAAUUGAGGACACUGUCCAGCUGGACUUGACCCCAACUGAAUAUACUCUCCUGGAUGGGGCUUUGAGAAGCAGCCCUCCUUCACGAUCAUCUCCAGAGAACCAGGCCCCUGUCAGCCUUGAGGAGGAGACUGUGGAGCCUGCCUCCCCUGACUCACGGCCCAACAGUGCAGGCCAUACUCCCUAUUGUCUCUCCCCAGAUGAUGUGUGGUGCAACAGGGCCACACUUAGCAGGUUACAGGCCCAGAUGGGUAACUUUGAGUCAACUGAUGUCACCCAGACAAAUGAUUCAUCCAUGCAAAGUGAGGGGCAGCAAAGUCAGCCCAAAAGUACUCAAGAGAGCCACUCAAACUCAAGAGAGAAGCACAUAAGUUUCCUCUCUCUGGGUUCAUUAAAAGAAGGAGCCUCUGACCCCUCUCCUUCAGUUGCAACCACCACCACUACCCACUCAAUGCCUGCAGAGGUGAGCUCGCCUCAGUCCACAGAAGUAGAUGAAUCACUAUCCAUGUCCUUUGAGCAGGGACCCACCAGUGUGAGCCAGAGAGAGGCUGAUGACACUAUUCAUCACUCCACUAAUGGAAGCCAUUUUGUGGGGAUGUCUUUACCAAUGAAGAAGCCUCCUAGAUCUGUAGGAUCAGAGAUGGGGCGACCUCCAGCUCCUAACACCCUCCAUUUUGAGGGGUCAGCUCACGAUGUGGACCUAUGUCUGGUUUCCCCCUGUGAGUUUAAGCAUUUCAAAGUGCCUGACUGCAGUUUGGGUUCCAGCGAGCCCUCCAGAGGCGCCUUCAGUGUUCAGAAUCAUGGCAACAACAACAACAACCCCAAGGACAUUUCACCCAGUGAAUCAAACGCCCCUGUCUGCACGGAGGACUGCCCAUCCACCACAGCAGAUGGAGCUCUGGACUCGGAUGAUGAUGAGUCAUGUAGUGAGCCGACUAACUCCCCUCACGACCUCCGUGCCAGUCAGACUCUGCCCCCGGACCCUCUUCCAGCACCCCUCAGGGACAGCCCGCCCAUGCCUCCACAUCCUGACGCCUCCAUGCCUGUUCCACAAGCUGACUCCGACGCUCAUGGAAAGAAAUCAAAAGCCACUGGCACGCGUGGGAAAAAAACACCAGGGGUUACUGAGGGCUCCCAAAGAGCCAGUUCAGGGAAAACCAGGACAGGGAGCCAAAGUGGAGUCACAAAGGCAACCAAGGAUAACAUUGCAUCUAUACGUACGCCUUCCUCCAGCACCCGCUCAGCACCAGCAAAAUCCUCACCCAAUACAGGCUCGAAGUCAACCUCCACUGGAGAAGUCAAUGUGUUUGUGGACCUGGCCUAUAUUCCCUCUGGAGCCUCUUCUGCAACGGUCAGUGUGGACUUCUUCAGAUGUGUUCGAUCCUCCUGUUACAUCAUCAGUGGUGACAGUCCAGAGAGGGAAGAGCUCAUGAGGCAUACGCUGGAUGCACUACUGGAUGGGAAGAGAUCCUGGCCUGACCCUAUGCAGGUUACAGUGAUUCCAACCUUUGAGUCAGCGUCGAUGCAGGAGUGGUACCAGCAGACCCUGGACAGACAGAAAGAGCUGGGCAUCACUGUCCUGGGAUCCAACAGCACUGUCGCCAUGCAGGACGAGACCUUUCCCGCCUGCAAGAUAGAGUUUUAA